CAUUUUUUACACCAAACCUCUACUGAGACCCUUUCAGAACAGCAUGUCUGCAUCCAUACCUUUACGCGCUCUGACAGGAAUCCAAAAAUCAAGCCUUGAGACAGCGGUAUCUUCAUGGGCCAUUUGGAAGACCCCCAGAGUGGCGGCGGCGGCGACCAUCUUUCGUAGACAACAGCAUCCACUAAGCACGGAGGCCAAACCAGUGCCUCAACAGCAGUACCAACGCCAACAGCAAAGACAAAGGCAAAAGCAACCACUUUCAAAUACCCGGUCCGGUUCGUCCAUAUCCUCCUGCCGCUGCCAUUGCUGCAAACGUAACUCGAACCAGGCGCAGCAGCAGCAGCAACAAGACCAACCAUGCGCUCAAGAGAAUUCAGAGGCGAGCGUUCAAAAGCGCGAACACAGCGACACCGCCCACCUCGAUACCGGCCCCGGCUCUGUCAAAGAAGUCAACAAGGACAUUUUGUUUGUGAUCGCCGAGGCCGUGUGGGAAUUGAAUCGCGAGGUCCGAGCGGAAUUGAAUCGGUUGCAGCCCAAGAAGAAAGGGGAGGAGAAUUCGAUGGAGAACGGGUCAAAGACCAAGACGUCCACGGCGGAAGCAGCGGUGUGUAAAGGAUGCCAUAAAUCCGAGAGACAAAAGACCGCGCCGGUCGAUCCGGCGAUCGCACAACUCGAACAAGAGAUCCUUGAGCGCGUCUUGGGCAGGCAUGGUUUAAGCAAGGAGGAUUGGGGAGCGUGGAAGACGCUUCAGCAGAAGAGACACAAGGAAGCACACCCCAAGAUCGGGAACGUGGUCGAUAUCGCGGAAAUGUGGAAAAAGUGGAAAAGUGAACGAUGGGUAGAAAGCGAAUGA
This is a messenger RNA of Gamsiella multidivaricata, 853 nucleotides long. RefSeq lists its product as uncharacterized. The record is from RefSeq and is a predicted model, not a curated record. The coding region runs from base 44 to 853 and encodes 269 amino acids. The transcript has a single exon. Lineage: Eukaryota; Fungi; Mortierellomycota; Mortierellomycetes; Mortierellales; Mortierellaceae.